Molecule: messenger RNA, 2653 nt
Organism: Achroia grisella
Lineage: Eukaryota; Metazoa; Arthropoda; Insecta; Lepidoptera; Pyralidae
Product: venom serine carboxypeptidase-like
Exons: 8
Coding region: 52-1632 (526 amino acids)
Biological process (GO): proteolysis
Molecular function (GO): serine-type carboxypeptidase activity
Source: RefSeq, a predicted model, not a curated record
UUUUUUAUUCAUGUUUAAUAUUAUAAUUUGUUUAGGUGAAACAGCUUCAAAAUGUCUAACGCAGUGUGUUUAUUGUUGUUAUUUGUAACGAGUGUAUAUGGAAGAACCGUACUGAACGACGAGAAAAAUGAUAUCGUUUCAUUAAAUGAUACGAAAAUUGAUAAACUGUUGGUGGAUUUACCUGUUUAUGAUUUGCCAGCGAAUGAUACAAAUAUUAAUUGUACAUCAAAUACGAUCGAUAUAUCUAACAACAUAGAGCAUGAUAGUGAGCCCUGUGCUCCUGUUCCUAAAGUUGAUAACGGAACGGCGUUAAUUUUAACGCCCUAUAUAGAAGAAGGCCUUAUUCAGGAGGCUCGCAAUAUGUGCUUGGUGGAUCCUAGUCUGUUCCUCGGUAUCAAGAGUUAUUCGGGUUUCCUUACUGUGAACAAGACUUACAACUCGAAUCUAUUCUUUUGGUAUUUUCCUGUGGAGAACAAACCCGUAAACGAGACACCUUGGAUAAUUUGGUUGCAAGGUGGUCCCGGGGCUUCGAGCAUGACAGGACUGUUCGACGAGAUCGGGCCCUUUAAGUUUGUCGAUGGGACUUUGAAACAGAAUCCAUACACAUGGCUGCAGAACCACUCGCUUGUUUUCAUCGAGAAUCCAGUUGGAACAGGAUACAGUUUCACUGAUCAUGCAGAGGGAUACGCUAAAGACAUGGCUACGUACUCCAGUCACAUGUAUAGAGCUGUGCGACAAUUCCUGCAAAUAUUUCCAGAACUGCGUAUAGCCCCACUGUACAUAUCGGGCGAGUCGUAUGCUGGAAAGUACGUGCCGUCUUUGGCAAUGGAGAUUCACAAGCACAAAGACGCACCUGGAAAUGAUAUCAAUCUUCAGGGUAUUAUGAUAGGUAACGCAUAUGUGGAGCCAGCCAUGAUAUCUCAGAUGAUACGACCGUUUUAUUAUUUCGGUCUGUUGGUGAAUGAACAGCUGGACAUUGUGAAGCCACUUUUCGACGCAUUUCAACAAGACAUAGCAGCCAACAGAAGCAUCGAAGCUAAGCAAAAAUGGAACAGCCUAGUGACCAUACUCUUAUACAUGUCACAUCAAAAGCAAGCGUACAAUUUUCUUCGUGACAAGUUACCUGUCGGCGAAUAUGUCAGUUUCUUGGCCAGUUCGGAAGUGAAACGAGCGUUGCACGUCGGCGACAUAAAUUUCAGUUUCGUGAACUUCACCGUCAAUACUGAAAUGGCGCCAGACUUCCUGAGCAGCGCCAGGCCAAUGUUGGAGACGUUGCUCGAUCAUUACAGAGUUCUGGCAUAUUGCGGUCAGUUGGACCAGAUGUUGCCAUGCGUGUUCGCAUCUGAGACAUAUCGCACGUGGAAAUGGAAACAUGCAGAGGAAUUUCUCAACGCCACUAGAAGUGCUUACAUAUUUAACAAUAAGCUGUCCGGUUACUACAAAAGUGGCGGAGGGCUAACGGAGGCGACGAUCCGUGGUGCCGGUCACAUGGUCCCGUUGGAUACGCCGGCGCCCGCGCAGUAUCUAGUGGCGCACUGGAUUCACCACAACCUCACACACUCCUUCGAGGACUACAGUGACUUCAUUGCCCGCGAAUUUGUGAAGAACUAUUCAAUUGCACAUUAUCUUUGACACACAUUUAUGACGUAUAAUGCUUAGGUUCAAUAUCUCCCUCGUAACUCCGUUCCUUGAAUGUUUAAUUACGGUUUAUAACGAGACUUCCCGACACUAGGUCUUGGGUGUAAAUAAGGAUGGGGUAGUUCUUCUAUGCUUGAGUAAUCUGCUCAUAGACAAACUCAGGUUUUUGCCGUUUAGUAACUGGAUUCACCGGAUUUUUUUCAUUGUUUUCUCUUAUCGUUUUCUUUCCUUUGUUGCCUCGCCCGUUGUUUCCGUUACUAAGCAAAUCCUCAUUAGUUACUUACAGAAUUUAAUAAUUUAGCACGACGACAACUAAACAAAUAUACCGUAUAAAUAUACUUCUAAUAUCAAAUGAAGUUCUGCGUAUUAACUCACACCUUUCGCGAAAGUAAUUUGCAACGUGUAAGUAACACGGUGAGACUUUAUGAGAAACAGUCAAACUGCUCAUCGUGGGGUUGAACUGCGGUGUGUGUAUUUAUCUUGUGCUAUUUUGGAUAUCAUAUAUUACGCUUGUGUAAACUUCUUUGCUCGACCAUGCCAUGAGCGAAUUGUACAUGAGCGAAAAAAUACAACGUCAUUAAAUUUUAUAGAGAGCUUAUAACUAUAAUUUAUGGGUUGUAGAGUGAAACAAAGAUUUCAAAUACACUAGACUGCAUUCUGUUCCUAGUAGACUGAAUAUGAAUGUCAGGUUUCUCUCGAAGGUGCACAGAAAAUGUAAACGUGUACACUGCAAUGCAUUAUGCGUAGUAUAGUAAGUAUAUUUUAAUUUUGCAAAAACCUACUUUUGGCUUAAAAAAAAUAUAUUAUUCGCACCCUUCACCCGGGUCAGAGCUACGUAUGUCCAUAGUGGUGUGUAUAUCUAACCAUAUCUACAAGUAUUUGUCUGAUGAUUUGUCUUUUCGACGCUUAAAUGGAUUGCAUAAAAGGGAACUAAUCGUUUAUAAACAUAUUUUUAAAUAAUCUUACUACGACUGUUUUAUUUUUUAUUUGUAAUAUUAUGUAAGAGUAUUGUAAA